Thyridium curvatum is the source of this 2949-nucleotide messenger RNA. RefSeq lists its product as uncharacterized. The record is from RefSeq and is a predicted model, not a curated record. NCBI's taxonomy places the organism in Eukaryota, Fungi, Ascomycota, Sordariomycetes, Thyridiales, Thyridiaceae. Bases 1 to 2949 code for a protein of 982 amino acids. The transcript has 6 exons.
AUGGCAGGCAUCUCAGUUGAUAGCAGUCUAGCACUGCUCUCUGAGCCAGAUGCCUCAUCAUCUACUGGUGUGUUUGAUCAUUUCGAGAAAUCCCUGCACUCAUCCUCUGUCGAGCACUUGGAGAAUGCCGCCGAGAUUGGCGUCGAAUUCCUUCAAACACUCAAAUCGGCACUUGCUGCCUCGACCUCGAUGAAUAUUGAGGCUCGACGUUGGUCUCAGCGUGUCGAGGAUGCGCUGGCGGAAAAGCGCUCUUACAAAGCCGUCUUUGCCGUUCUUGGUGGCACCGGCGCCGGGAAAAGCUCAAUCAUCAAUGCUAUCCUUGAUGAGGAUCGGCUCAUCCCUACCAACUGUGUUCGGGCAUGCACGGCCUCUGCCACAGAGAUUGCGUACAACACCUCUGAUGAUCCAGAUGAAUCCUACCGUGCCGAAGUCGAGUUCAUAUCUGCCGACGAGUGGGUUACUGAAUUGCGUGCACUGUUGGGUGAUAUCGACGACAGUUCGGACGACGAUGCUCAAGCAUCAAUCAGAAACCCCGAGGCGGACGCUGCUUGGGCUAAAAUCACCGCGGUAUACCCACAGAUUUCGAAGGAGGAUAUCCUUAAGUCUGAUAUUAGGGACCUUUUAGAGGGGCUCUAUAUGCAUAACGUUUUGGGAACCACCACCAACCUGAAGGCAACAUCCGCGGCUUCACUCUACAGCCAAUUGCGCGAGUUCGUCGACAGCAGGGACAAGACUGGUGUGAAGAAGAUGGAACUCUGGCCUCUUGUCAAGAUCGUGAGAGUGUUCAUCAAAGCUGAGGCCCUUUCUACUGGAGCAAUCAUCGUUGAUUUGCCUGGAACCCAGGACGCCAAUGCUGCGCGAGCAGCUGUUGCAGCCCAAUAUCUCCAAAAAGCCACUGGUUUCUGGAUUGUGGCCCCGAUCAUUCGCGCCGUGGACGACAAGACCGCCAAAUCUCUGCUUGGGGAUGCCUUCAAGAGGCAAAUCAAACUGGACGGCAAUUUUUCGGCGAUCACUUUUAUUUGCUCCAAGACGGAUGGCAUCGUAGUUUCCGAGGCACGUGAAAGCCUCGAGAUCAACCCACCAGAAGAUUUCGAAUGGGACGACGAUGUCCGCUUGCUGAACGAGAUCGAGGCUCUACAGGAAGAGGCGAACACCUUGCGAGUACAGGCGAAGGAAGAGAAACAACUCAUGGAAGAUGCCGACGACAAAGCCGAGCACUGUGAGGGCCUCUUGAAAGAGAUUGAGAAGGGCAAUACAGUACUCGAGCCGUCACCUUCCGACUUUCAGAAGAGCAAGUGUCGCGCAAGGAAGGUCGGGACCCGUAGCCGUCCACGCCGUGCUCCUUCAACGAUCGCUGCCUGGGCUACAAGCGGUGGAUCUUUGAACGCACCAAUUGACCUGGACGAAGAGUCUCCGGCUGCUGAGAACAGCGAGACUGAGCUGACCAUGAAGCUAUUAACUCCUGAGGAGGCCGCAAGGCUGAUUGAUUCUUUCAAGAGCGCCAAGAAGCAUCACCGUGAGAACAAGGAGGAAAUUGAGGACAGCCUUGAAGAAAUCGAGUGCGACAUUGAAGAAUGUCAGGAGCGUCUAAGAGCGUUUGAGAUUGCGGCGCAGACUCUUUGUAUUCGAGCAAGGAAUGAAUAUGCCAUCCAGGAUAUCAAACGUGACUUUGCGGAAGGAAUCAAGGAGCUGGAUGAUGAAGCGGCGUUGGAGAGGGAUCAAGAAGGCUUUGAUCCAAGUCAGGACCAGCAAGACUACAGCAAGAUAUCUGCAUCGCUACCUGUAUUCUGCUGCAGUUCCCAUGCCUACCAGAAGUCACGAAAGAAGAGCCGUCGUGAUCAUCCUCUUCUCGAUGGAUUUCCGGCUGUCGAGGACACCGGCAUCCCGCAGCUCCGCUCUCAUUUGAUGCAGUCGACAGAGCCCGCCCGAAAAAAGGCUGCGAUGCAAUUUCUGACCAAGCUAGCCAGGCUGAUCAUGUCUCUGAAAAUGUGGUGUCUCAAUGGUGGCACUUCCCUCACCGAGGACGAACAGAAGGAACGCCAGAAACUUCUUAUGGAUGACAUGGAAGAUCUCCAAAAGAAGAAACUCUUGACAGCCGCGGGAGAUCACCGAAACGAACUGUCUAUGGUACUUCGGGUCUUCAUCUAUGACAAUCUCGACCGCAUCGCCCCAAGAGCCUCCGAGGCAGCAGUAGAGAAGGCAAAAUCAUGGGGUUACAAGCGGGACCAGGGCGGUAUGCUUUACCAUACCUACCAAGCGACGUGUCGUCGUAAUGGUGUCUUUAAGGGUCGAAGUGGGCCACGGGACCUCAACCAGGAGCUACUCGAACCCGUGCUGAAGGGCAUCGCAGCACCUUGGGAGAGGGUCUUCUCAGUACUCGUACCGGCCGGUCUCCGGACUUUCUUGCAAACAUGCAUUGCCUAUCUUGAGAAGUUCCGCCAAGUGAUGAUUAGCCGGAAGGGCUUCUUGGAGGACUCACAGAGCAGUGCAGGACUGGCCGACCAGCUCUUGGCCCAUCAAGCUGCCUUCAAGCACCUCCAGAACCGCGUCAGUCGGAAAAUCAGGAGGUUGCAACGCGAAGCCAACAGGUCCUUUGGACCUGCUAUCGAACAGCAUCUACAGCCAGCGUACAAUGAAUGCCUGCGGGAGCGUGGUCCAGGAGCGCAGAAACGCAUGGUAGAUUAUAUGGUGAGAUAUAUCAGCGACAUUCGUAUCGAAAUAUUUGAAGAUUCCACAGGCGCCGUCCGCGGCGUGCUCGAGGAAUUAUGCGAAGAAGUGGACGAGUAUUUGCAGAGGAAGAUUCUUGGCAUCCUCGAGGAGAUCUCUGACGACUGCCGGUCUGCUCUGGGAGGUUGUGAUGAGAAGAACACGAAAGCUCUCAGAGCUGAGCUCUCAACACACCUGGCUGAGAUAGACACUACCUUCAAAGGUGUGCUGGCCAUGCCAUGA